UCUACUUCGAAGUCUCGUGUUAGUCAUAUGACAAAACUUUCACAAUCAUUUUUUCCUCGAUUUCACCCUCUAAUAUCUCAAAGGAAUGAGCCAAACGUCAUGGAAAUCUUGAAUCGUUUAGAAACUUCAAACCAGCCGGAAAUUAUCACUCAGACUGUUGAUUCGGAUGCUUUUGACUCAAACAUUACCGAAUGUCAAUCGCAACUCAAUCCCGAUUUAGUUGUGUACCCCAUGCGAUCUUUAAUCGAUGAAAAGAUCAGCAUCGUCGUUAGAGGUCUCACUCCAAGACAGCGCAUAACAUUGAAGGCAAAACUAACUGGAGAUUCCAAAGAAGAAUUCGAAUCUUACGGCCAUUUUAUCGCGGAUGGAGCAGGAAGGGUUUGUAUUGCGGAAACUCCAUCGUUAUCGGGAACAUACACCGGUGUCGAUUCUAUGGGUCUACUGUGGAGCAUGAAACUUUUACCUGGACAGAGGAAAGGGCAACGGCUAAGCAAGAAAGACGUCACAAAACCUUAUUACGUUCACCUCCACUUAUUUAAUGGCCAUGUUGAGGAUUUUGCCUGCAAAGAAGUGAAGGAACUGCAGCCGAUCCGUAGCGUGACAUUUGAGAGGUGUUACAUGACAUGUGGUGUGCGAAGAAUUCCUGUUAGGAAUGGAAGGUUGCGAGGUACUUUGUUUUUACCUCCUGGAAAAGGACCGUUCCCAGGUGAGUUGAAGAGACUGCCUGUUUAUGUUUUUUGUUUUUGUUGUUGUUGUUGUUGUUGUUUAUAGCCUUCUCUUUCUACUAAGAAAGAUCUUUUAAAGGAAUUCCCGCGUAGGCCUUCUUUAGGGCAUUACACAUCUCUUAGGGAAAGGAUCGUUGCGUGACAUAUUAAAACGAUGGCUUCAUAGGACAUCAUACCCACAAAGUUACGUUGCGAAAGGUCAUCGCAACUAGGUGGCAAUUAAACAGAAUCGAAAAAAAGACUCGGGUCUCAACGACUUACACCAAGAGAGGGUCAGGUAAAUUUUAUGCUUCCAACAAAUGAUCGUCCUAUGAUACAGAGAUAGCGCUGUUCGCAUGUUAGAGAUAGAAAUUGCUUCUUAAUUUUGCGUGGUACCAGGAAAAAUUCUGGUGUUUAAUCGGUGCAGAUGGCUCUUUCAUAAAAGUGAAUAUGACUGACGGGUUACAGAGAAAACAUUCGCUGCCCGACUUAACCGACUUAUUCCAACAGUCAAGUUUCCACGAAAGAAGGGCGGGGGGGAGGGGAAGUGGGAGUUGCAAGAAAUUGUUUGGUAUACAUCCUCCUGCCAGUUCGUGUAGCAAUAAUGAAAACGGUUGCGGGGGAUACCAUAAUACCCUGUCACCCUCUCUUUCUCUCUCUUUCUCUAUCUUUCUAGGUAUCAUUGACUUGUUCGGCACGAUUGGAGGUUUAGUAGAGUUCAAGGCCUCCCUUUUGGCCUCUCAUGGCUUUGUAGCCCUAGCCCUGGCCUACUUCGCGUACGAUGACUUGCCAAAGGUACCAACAGAACUUGAGUUGGAGUACUUCUUCGAGGCCUGUGAUUGGAUGCUGGCGCAUCCUGACGUCAUGUCCUGUGGUCUGGGAGUGAUGGGCGUUUCUAAAGGUUCGGAGUUAGCUCUUAUUUUAGCAACACAUCAGAAAGAAGUAACUGCGGUUGUGGGUAUCUCUCCUGCGCAUGCUCUCAUAGCUUUUCCGCUGAAAUAUAAAGGAGAGCCGUUGGCCUUCCUUAAAUUUGAACCGGAUCUCGUCAAGCUGUCAGAAAAUGGAGCUAUGAUCUUUAAAGAAUCAUACCCGCCGGAUGCGACUGAUGGUCCGAGACGUGCCGCUACCAUCGCAGUCGAGAAAAUUCAGGGGGAUAUAUUGCUUAUAUGCGGGGCUGAUGACCAGAAUUGGAGGGCACAGGAAAUGGCACGCAAAAUCCGUUCCAGAUUGCAUAAAUACGGAAAAGGAUCGCGUUGUACAAUCCAUACUUAUCCCGGAACGGGACAUUUGAUUGAGCCUCCUUACACACCCACGUGUCAUCUUUCCUAUCAUAAGUCGUUUGGGAUGUGUGUGGAAUGGGGCGGUGAACCACGACAACAAGCAUUCGCCCAAGAAGAUUCCUGGAAACAUAUCUUAAACUUCUUCGCCAAUAACCUGUCAUUGAAGAAUAAGAAAAGUCGUUUGUAGUUCAACAUUUAGUUCUCUAGGUGGAUUCUGGGCCAAUUUGCAUGGACGCUGAAACUUGAUUUCAUUCGAUUGAUUAUCAACUCUUCUUGAUAACGGAACGUAAACCGCCGUAGCGAUGUUUAAUUAACGAAAGAUCGCUAACAAGAGAUUAUAAUGUCUUGUCGAUUAUCAAUUUAUUGUUUCAUACGCCUGCCGACGCAGUACAAGAGUUUCUUUUUUCGAGGAAAAAAAAGUUGAGCAAUUCGUAAAUGUGUAGAGUCAUUAGGUGUCGAUAACUGAUGAUUUAGAACAUUUAAAAGCAACU
Messenger RNA from Pocillopora meandrina, 2475 nucleotides. Lineage: Eukaryota; Metazoa; Cnidaria; Anthozoa; Scleractinia; Pocilloporidae. The record is from the annotation of a GenBank genome assembly.